GAUGAGUAUGGCGCAGUUUAGUUAACCGACGACGAGAUUUCUAGAACUACAUAUCACUAGAGGCAUUGGAAAUCUACCAACAUAGCUUAUAUACAGGUGGGCAAUCGUAGUUCUCUUGCUUUGUGCGGCUGAUAAUCUUCUGACAGUGCUGAUUGGAUGUAGAAGUGACAGGCUUCCUGUACGUGGGAUCAAAAUAAUAUGCCUCAGUUUAUAUGGCAUGAACAGAAGUGACAUUUCACAUUUGUAGUUCAGGUGACAUGUGUAUAUGAGGUGACAUCCAUAGCGGGGUAAUUAUCAAUGCUUCGAAGAGAUACCAUAGCAUGACGGGAUCAGACACAAUAUAUGUUACCUAUGUGCGUCGAUGACAUGAGAUAAUAAAUUGGUUCGACAAUACGUUGAAUUGAUGUUUUUUUAAUUAAUAUUCGACGCUCAGUGUUAUCAAAUAGAUAUGAUAUUAUCCUAGGUAGAAUUAAGUCAUCAAGAGAGGUCAAGAGGGGUCUUAAACUUAUAUAAAAACACAAUCACUCUCGAUACAAUUAUUUCCCAGUUGGCAAAGUAUCAACCAUGGACGAGGAAAACUUCAACGAAUCGUUUAGCACAACAGUUGAUGGAAACAUCACAACAGAAAGAUUGACAUUAAAAACCAUAUUCAACUUCAACACGUGGGAGGACUUUCGUAUCCUACAACCUAUCUGGGACUUACGAAUUGGAUAUGAGUAUUAUCUAUGCUCGCCAUUAUUCCCUAUAGUAUUAUCGGUGUCGUUUUAUUUCCUUUGUGUCUUUCCACCGACUUUGGUAGACCUGUUUGGCAGAGAAUGGGCAUGGUACCAGAAGUAUAAGAUACAGAACAACAAAGAGGUGACAUGGAAGCACGUGAGACAGGCGAUGAUGAUCACCAUCUGGAAUCAGAUCGUCUACGUGCUACCAGCAGCUAUGGCUCAGUGGAUAUGGGUACCCCCGAACCCCCUGCCUGAGCGGGCACCAACAUUGUUCGAAUACUCUUGGCAUGUUAUGGCCUGCCUACUGCUGUUCGACUUUGAGUUCUUCGUGUGGCACUACAUUCAUCACAAAGUUCGAUUCCUCUACAAGGUUGUUCAUAGCGUGCACCAUCGUUUUUACAGUCCUUUCAGUUUGGUUACGCAGUACAUGCAUCCCUGGGAGCUCUUCUCCCUCGGGAUUAUCCAAACGACAGCUCCGAUGGUAUUCCAGUGCCACCCAAUGACAUCCUGGGGCUACAUGACUGGCGCGAUCAUAGUUGGAGUCGAUGCCCACGUGGGGUUCGAUUUCCCCGGGCUACCGCAUCGUUGGGCCCCGUUUGGAUGGUGGGGUGGUGCCCCAAAACACGAUAUGCACCACCGGAGGCCAAAUACGAACUUUCAACCUUUUUUCAAUCAUUGGGAUAGACUCUUCGGAUUCGAUUGUCCCUCUGUUAAAGCAGGCAAUGUUCGCCCAAAGGAGUUGCAUGAAUAUGACUUAAGGAAGCGCAUCUCGAUAAGAUCCAAGUGUAAAAGCAGCUAAAAUUGAUUUAGAUGAUGGUACAAUCGAACAUGUACAUUAGGUUGUAUGUUUUUCUUCCGAGAUAUGCAUGCAUGUGCUCUAUUUUCAUUUCAGAACAAUUUGUCUGGAUAAAUAUAUAUUUACAAGGUUGUCCAAAAAUCUACACCUUUUAUAACCAGCUCUGAUAAACUUUAAUCUGGUACUCGCAUAGGCUUAGCCAGG
Molecule: messenger RNA, 1719 nt
Organism: Owenia fusiformis
Lineage: Eukaryota; Metazoa; Annelida; Polychaeta; Sabellida; Oweniidae
Source: the annotation of a GenBank genome assembly